Messenger RNA from Callorhinchus milii (elephant shark), 1367 nucleotides. It is a transcript of the gene smarcd3b, whose product is annotated as SWI/SNF related, matrix associated, actin dependent regulator of chromatin, subfamily d, member 3b. Lineage: Eukaryota; Metazoa; Chordata; Chondrichthyes; Chimaeriformes; Callorhinchidae. Gene Ontology annotation, cellular component: nucleus; SWI/SNF complex. The record is from RefSeq and is a predicted model, not a curated record. Gene Ontology annotation, biological process: regulation of transcription by RNA polymerase II.
CGACCUGGAAUUCCGGCAGGUGGCCGGAUGGCUCCUCAGGGUUCGCCUAUGGGCCCCCCAGGACCCCCGUACGGAGGCAGCCCCCCUGUGCGGCCAGGCCUCCCCCAGGUGGUGAUGGAGCAGUCACGGAAGCGGCCAGCUCCUCAGCAGGUUCAGACUGGUGUCCAGGCUCGAGCCCGCAGUGCGAAGAGAAGAAAGAUGGCGGAUAAGAUCCUGCCUCAGCGGAUCCGGGAGCUGGUGCCCGAGUCUCAAGCUUACAUGGAUCUCUUGGCGUUUGAGAGGAAACUGGACCAAACCAUCAUGAGGAAGCGGGUGGACAUCCAGGAGGCCCUGAAGAGACCCAUGAAGCAAAAGAGAAAGUUGCGUCUGUAUAUCUCCAACACCUUCAACCCGGCCCGGCCCGAAGCCGAGGAUACUGACGGCAGCAUCGCCUCCUGGGAGCUGCGAGUGGAGGGCAAACUGCUCGAGGAUACGGGGAAACAGAAACGUAAAUUCUCAUCGUUCUUCAAGAGCCUGGUGAUCGAGCUGGACAAGGAGCUGUAUGGCCCCGACAACCAUCUGGUCGAGAAGUGGCACCGGACGCCCACAACACAGGAGACGGACGGCUUUCAGGUCAAACGUCCCGGAGACGUGAGCGUGCGCUGCACCCUACUGCUCAUGCUGGACUACCAGCCGCCGCAGUUUAAGCUGGACCCUCGCAUGGCCAGGCUGCUGGGGAUCCACACACAGACGCGCUCGGCCAUCGUCCAGGCUCUGUGGCAAUACAUCAAAACCAACAAACUCCAGGACUCCCACGACAAGGAGUACGUGAGCUGUGACAAGUACUUCCAACAGAUCUUUGAUUGUCCACGAUUAAAAUUCUCCGAGAUGCCACAGAGACUAACCAACCUACUGCUGCCCCCCGACCCCAUCAUCAUCAACCACCUCAUCAGUGUGGACCCCAAUGACCAGAAGAAGACAGCGUGCUAUGACAUUGACGUGGAGGUUGACGACCCCCUGAAAAGCCAGAUGAGCAGCUUCCUUCUGUCCACAGCCAAUCAGCAGGAGAUCGCUGCCCUUGACAACAAGAUCCACGAGACGAUCGAGUCUAUUAACCAGCUGAAGAUACAGAGAGAUUUUAUGCUGAGUUUCUCCCGGGACCCGAGGGUUUAUAUCCAGGAUUGGCUCAAAUCCCAGAGCCGGGACCUCAAGAUAAUGACAGACGUGGUGGGGAACCCGGAGGAGGAGCGAAGGGCAGACUUCUUCCAGCAGCCCUGGUCCCAGGAGGCCGUCAGCAGAUAUUUCUACUGCAAGAUUCAGCAGCGGAGACAGGAGCUGGAGCAGGCCAUGGGCGUGAGGAACACCUAACCAGCCACACAGACUCUCUG